Molecule: messenger RNA, 1507 nt
Organism: Callorhinus ursinus (northern fur seal)
Lineage: Eukaryota; Metazoa; Chordata; Mammalia; Carnivora; Otariidae
Source: RefSeq, a predicted model, not a curated record
GGAGAUAGAAGGUGAAGAGAAGACCUCAGGAGAGAGAACCAAGAGUGGGAAAUGUGGAGGGGAAACAGCCCAGGGGGUAACCCGGGAGCAGCCACAGAGGGAACCGGUGGAGAACUGGGAGGACAGGGGAACUGGGGUCUGGAAGAUGCCCCAGGCCUCCUGGUCAGGGCCUCCCUGCCCAUCAUGCCUGCGUGGCCAUCGCCCUUGGCCUCCUCAGCCCUCACCCUGCUCCUUGGAGCCCUCACUUCCCUUUUCCUCUGGUACUGUUACCGCCUGGGCUCCCAAGACAUGCAGGCUCUCGGGGCUGGGAGUCGGGCUGGGAGUGUCAGUGGGGGGCCUAGGGGAUGCUCUGAGACUGGCAGGCCAAGCCCAGGGAGCUCUGGGGAGCCUGGGGAAGGACCCAGGGCAGAAGGCCUAGUGAGCCGUCGCCUGCGGGCCUACGCCAGGCGCUACUCCUGGGCGGGCAUGGGUAGGGUGAGGCGGGCAGUUCAAGGUGGCCCAGGCCCUGGGGGAGGGCCGGGGGUCCUGGGCAUUCAGCGCCCAGGCCUGCUUUUUUUGCCAGACCUGCCCUCAGCCCCCUUCGUGCCACGGGAUGCCCAGCGGCAUGACGUGGAGCUCCUGGAGAGCAGCUUCCCUGCCAUUUUGCGGGACUUCGGGGCUGUGAGCUGGGACUUCUCAGGGACUACUCCUCUGCCUCGGGGCUGGUCCCCGCCCCUGGCCCCUGGGUGCUACCAGCUCCUGCUGUACCAAGCAGGCCGGUGCCAACCCAGCAACUGCCGCCGGUGUCCGGGGGCCUAUCGGGCACUGAGGGGGCUGCGGAGCUUUAUGAGUGCCAACACCUUCGGCAAUGCUGGCUUUUCUGUCCUCCUGCCUGGGGCUCGGCUUGAGGGUCGCUGUGGGCCCACCAAUGCCCGGGUCAGAUGCCAUCUGGGCCUGAAGAUUCCUCCCGGCUGUGAGCUGGUGGUCGGGGGCGAGCCCCAGUGCUGGGCUGAGGGACACUGUCUACUGGUGGACGACUCCUUCCUGCACACAGUGGCUCAUAAUGGCUCCCCUGAAGACGGGCCUCGGGUGGUCUUCAUCGUGGACCUCUGGCACCCCAACGUGGCCGGGGCCGAGCGCCAGGCCCUUGACUUUGUCUUCGCGCCAGACCCUUGAAGGAAGGGGCUCCCUUCAGACACCUGGGCUGGAGAGGUGCUGCACUACUCAGGGAUGGCUUGAGUGGUAGCCAGGACCUCCUCUCCGCUGCAGGGGGUGGGGUGGGGCUGCGGGUGGGAACUGGCCAGCCUACACUGAAAUACAGAUUUUAAGUCCUCUCCUAACCCCUUCGUCCAGCUACCAGCCAAGUAAAAGGCUUGGGGCGGGGGCUCCUGUCCUCUCCCAUCCAACUAGCCAAGUACCUCCUUAACACAAGCCAUCUCCUUGACCCUCUCCCCCGGAGCCAGCACCAGACCCUCAGCUCAACUUUAUUCCAAUAAUUUAAUAGAAAAUUAAAAUAAAUAAUAUGUAA